UCUUAAGUAUUGAUAUAAGUGAUGUGCGGCACAAAUAAAUUGGGCUCCGAUCAAAGGUGUGUUGAUGGAUUGAAAAGACUGUGUCUGUGCUCUUCAAAUAUUAUGGAUUUGCCAUGAACGACAGGUUUCUGCCACACCGUCAAUGCCAGUGAUCGCGUCACGCCGGCCGGGAGUCUGCCGCUGGAUGUCACGCUCGGGGGACGCGACCGACCAGUCCUCGACGCCCUCGCCGCCGCCCUCCCCGUCGCCGCCCCUCUCCCCCACCCCCUCCUCGGCCUCCCCGCGCCCCCGCCCCCCGGGGGGCGCCCUCUCGGAGGACGAGCUCGUCUCGGACCUCUCCUCGGAGGCGGAGGAGGCGGCGGCGGCGGCGGCGGCGGCCCUGGGCGGCGCCCACCUCCCUGCGGCCCCGCGGAAGGUGUUCACCAACAGCCGGGAGCGGUGGCGGCAGCAGAACGUGAGCGGGGCCUUCGGGGAGCUCCGCAACCUCGUCCCGACGCACCCGCCCGACAAGAAGCUCUCCAAGAAUGAGAUACUCCGCAUGGCUAUCAAGUACAUCCGGCUGUUGACGGGCGUGCUGGAGUGGCAGAAGGCGCAGGAGGCGUCGAUCCAGAACAACAACAACGACGACUCGGUCUGCAACCCGUACCGGAGCUGCUCGGCGCCCUCUCUGGCGGCGCGCCCGGGCAGCAACGGGGUGCGGCGCCCCAAACGGCGCUUCCCGGGCCCGUACUCCAUGCCCCCGGCCCCGGGGCCCUGUCCCCGCGAGCCCCCCGCACACCCCUCCGCCCUCAAGAGUCUCUCCGUCCUCACGACCGCCGUCAAGAUAGAGGACGAGUCCGGCGCCAUCGUCCUCAAGAAUGGAGCCCUUCUGGCUCGCCAGGAAGAAGGAUGACGUCUGAGCGUAUUUCCAACUCUCAUCUCCGGCCCGAUUCUUGAAAUUUAUAGAUAUCGCAGGCAAAUAAUGAAAUCAGGCAUUCCCUAGAAGCAGAGCUUAAUUCAAUAUAAACGAAGUAUAACCGUUAUAUAAAGAGCGUAUUUACAUGAAGAAUGUAUAAUCAAAGUAUAACGGUUAUAUAAAAUAUAUAUAUAAUGUUGGCGCCGCUAGCGUCACCAAUAUUUAGCCUUCAUUCCGUCAGCUAGGCAAGCCACCCGCAUCUCAUGUCGCGCCGCGCGCCUAGUUCCGCCGCGGCCCGCCCGAUCGCGCUGCGGGCUCUUUAUUCGCCCCUCCGGCUUUCCUUUAGAUAUUUGAAUUCUUUUCUUUAUUAUUUUGUCUGUUUCAAUAUGUAAAAGUCAUCUUUGAUUACUUCUCUCAUAAAUCCUAAAUUAUAAUACUCACCGGCGCCUUCCUUCACAACCUUUUCUCAACUCAAUCCACGCGUCCGCGUAAUUCCUUUCCAAAUCUAGUUUGACCGGUUGGCCCGUGUGCCGUAUCUAAAUAAUGCAUCACCUACCACUCUUUGGUAGCGUCUAUGGGUAUGUUCAU
Molecule: messenger RNA, 1483 nt
Organism: Bemisia tabaci
Lineage: Eukaryota; Metazoa; Arthropoda; Insecta; Hemiptera; Aleyrodidae
Biological process (GO): regulation of transcription by RNA polymerase II
Molecular function (GO): RNA polymerase II cis-regulatory region sequence-specific DNA binding; DNA-binding transcription factor activity, RNA polymerase II-specific; protein dimerization activity
Source: RefSeq, a predicted model, not a curated record